CGGAUUCUGGACCAAGAGUCAAGAUGGAUAGGAUCGCUGCUCUCCCGAUGGCUAUAAAGGCGGCCUGAUUCCCUCCCCGAAUCGUCUCUAUCAUCACUCACUCACUCUCAUCUUCAUCUUCAUCUUCCAUUCCAAGUUACUUUCCAACUUCUCUUCCUCACCAACCAACUCAAUCACCAUGCACUUCUCUCGCUUCUUCGUUGCUUCCGCGGCCGCUGCCACCGCCGCUGCCAUGCCUGCUGCCCAGGUCUCUGACAACGACACCUUCGGCGUCAUUGCCAUCCACUCCGGCAGUGGUGUCCAGAACGCUGGCUUCAACGCGGCCAAGAGCAGCCUGUUCGCCGGCCUGCCCAACCAGGGUGCCAGCUGUGCCCGCCCCAAGGAGCAGUCCGCUACCUUCUACAUCCAGGACGGCGCUCUCUACCUCUACGACGCCUCCGCUACUCCCCAGGAGAUCUACGUCGACCGUUCCGGCAUGGGCCAGGGCAAGAUCGGCUACACCACCGGUGCUCAGCCCACUCCCCGCAACGGUGAGCGUGAGGGCUGGGCCGUCAAGAACGGCCACCUCGAGUUCGACGGCAGCAGCCUGAUUGCCUGCCCCAACAGCAUCGACGGUGCCUGGAGCAUCUGGGCCUCCGCUGGUAACGCCAACCCCGGCGGCAACAAGGACUGUGUCGGCAUCGCCGCUCGUGUCAUCCCCACCACCAACCCCAACGGCUGCCGCUACACCGAGUAAAUGCCCAGCAUGCAUUGCCGGUCAUCCUUUCCCAUCCUGGGAUGUGAAUAAUACUUUUGUCGGGGAACCUGGCGCUUCCACAACCUAGAGACGGCAGAUAUCCUCAGCGAUACAUAUUGUUACCAAUGUAUAUAAAUAAAUCUUAAUCUAGCUAUUGAACAAACCUACUUGAUUUAUUUAAUUUUGC
Aspergillus melleus is the source of this 923-nucleotide messenger RNA. RefSeq names its product cell wall protein PhiA (gene aspf34). Lineage: Eukaryota; Fungi; Ascomycota; Eurotiomycetes; Eurotiales; Aspergillaceae. Bases 179 to 736 code for a protein of 185 amino acids. The transcript is spliced from 2 exons. The record is from RefSeq and is a predicted model, not a curated record.